AUGGACGUCGAAGUCAGAAAAUCGUCCAUCACCGGCGCCGGCCGCGGACUAUUCGCCAAGAAGGACUUUGCGCCUGGCGAUCUCGUCCUCUCUCUCAAUCGGCCGUAUGUUGCCGAAUUGGACAUUGAUCGCCUUGCAGACACUUGUGCCUGGUGCUUUCAACGCGCUGCCACAACAGCCGAAGAGCGCUCUUUGUCUCAGAAUCUUGGCCUCCCUGCCGGUUUCAUUGAGACCAAGGCUUGUACAGGCUGUAAAAGAGUAAGAUAUUGCUCCAAGACUUGCCAGUCCAAAGCGUGGAAGCGUGAGCACAAGUAUGAAUGCAAGGUCCUCGCGCCUGACAACCGACCCGAUCUUCCUCAUGGAGUUCGAGCUGUCAUUAAGCUGCUUGGAAGACUCAAGGCCGAUCCGGAAAACAAAGAUGAGAACCUCAUCGACAUUUUACAAUUCCAACCAGCGGGAACCGGCGGGAGUGCCAUGGACGAGUUCAAAAAGCAGGACGCUCAACGGUUUGAAGACUUUGGCAUGCUGUCAUAUGGAGCAUGGAAAUACGCGGGCGAGCCUGAAAUUGCAGACAUGGACUCCCAAGUCAUUGCCCGUGGCUAUUUCUUCAAUGUCAUGAGCAACACCCUCCAGCUCAGUAGUCCUCUCGACGAUACCAAGCUGGGAAUCGGCUUUGAUCCUAUCCUGUGCUCGGCGAACCAUUCCUGCGAUCCCAACGUCGCCACCAUGUUCAAUCAGCCACAGCAACUCCUUCGUGCGUUGAAGCCCAUCAAGAAAGGCGAGGAAAUCACCAUGAAAUACGUCGACAUCACCAAUCCCUUCUCCAUCCGACAGUCGGAGCUCCGUGAGGCCUACUUCUUUGGCUGCAAAUGCAUCAAAUGUAAAAAGGGCGCCGUAUGGCCCGAGGACAAAUUUCUCAAAGCCGCAGAAGAUCUCCCGCCCGCUUUUGUCGAUAUCGCAGAGCAGCUCAUCAAGCGACAUCAAAAACAGCUCCACAAAUUCUUCAUCCCGGCGAAUGACCCCAAAGCUCAACGUCGUAUGGCAGCACUACAAGCAGAGGCCUUUUCCGUCAGCGGCCUCACCUUCGACAUCAACAAAGGUAAUGAAAAGGCUUCCGAGGAUGAAAUUAAGGAUGCUCUCAAACUCACGCUCAAUUCCGGAAUGUGGGACUAUACACGCCAGCCCGUGCCACAUUUACUGCGGCAGUUGUUGAUCUUGUACAUUUCAGCGGGUAGGACGUAUCAAGCUUGGAGGAUCGCUCUCAAGACUAGGUUUGAGGUCUCUCCCACGCUGUACCCGCAGAGCUUCUACCCCGAUCGAGUGGUCGACUGCUGGCUCUUGACCACCCUCACGAAUCAGCUGUGCAAUCCGCACAGUGGGAAUCAGGAAGUGUUCGAGCAGAGCAUGAAAGCUGGUCUAGAUCUGCGAAUCGUGUACUUUGGAUUCUUGAUCGAGACAAGGGAAGGUAUUGACAAGAGUUAUGGAAAGGAGAGUCCAUUCGGCCGGGUGGUCGAGAGCAUGUACACGAAAACUGUCGCAAAUACAGACAUCAGUAUUGAGGAGAUCAAGGAGAAGAUCAAAGAGACGUGGCCGAAACUGGAAGCGGUGGCGAAGAGUGUGGAUGUGGUGAAUCUCUGA
Molecule: messenger RNA, 1638 nt
Organism: Ramularia collo-cygni
Lineage: Eukaryota; Fungi; Ascomycota; Dothideomycetes; Mycosphaerellales; Mycosphaerellaceae
Exons: 2
Coding region: 1-1638 (545 amino acids)
Cellular component (GO): nucleus
Molecular function (GO): protein binding
Source: RefSeq, a predicted model, not a curated record